AUGGCUAAUUGCCAGCCGACACUCUGCCUCUCCUUAUCACUUCUUCUUCUACUGCUUUGUUCCAAACCAGUCAACUCACAGCAGCCUCAGGCCAACAUUUCAUUAGGCUCGUCCCUUGCCGCCGGCGCAUCCCAAGACUACUGGCUCUCCCCGUCCGGCGAUUUCGCUUUCGGUUUCCAACAAGUCACCGGCGGCGGCAGAGGCAACAGCUUCCUCCUAGCCAUUUGGUUCAACCGGAUCCCUCAACGAACCGUCGUGUGGUCCGCCAACCGGAACGAGUUGGUGCCCGACGGGUCGACCAUCAAGCUCACUGAGGACGGGAACCUGAUCCUGGCCGACCCGUCGGGUCGGCCAGUCUGGAACCCGAACUCGGUCGGGUCCGGAGUUUCCUACGGCGCCCUUCUUGAUACCGGGAAUUUCGUAUUGGCCGAUCGAAACGCAACCGUUUUGUGGGAAAGUUUCGAUCAGCCCACUGACACAAUACUACCGAUGCAAACUCUAGCGAGAGGUACUGAGCUGAUAGCCAAAUACUCCCGCACGAACUACUCGAACGGGCGAUUCAAGCUCGACUUUCAAACCGACGGCAAUCUGGAGUUCGAAACGACCCACUACCCGCAAAUGCGGAGCAACUACCCUUACUACGAAAGCGCGACCGUCACAGCCGAUAACUUGUCCUACAACCAGUCCGGGUCGCUGUUCAUAGCCUCUACCAACGGGACGAUCCUCGGCAACGUGUUCGACAACCGAGAGUCGAGAAACGAUUUUUACCAGAGGGUAACAAUCGAUCACGAUGGAGUUGUGAGGCAAUACGUUCACCCAAAGCGAAACAACAUGUCACGAUGGCCAAUGGAGUGGACCGUUUCGGAUUCCCAGCCGCCGAAUAUAUGCACCGGAAUCAAAGGAUUCAUAGGCAAUGGGGCUUGUGGGUUCAACAGUUACUGUCAAAUGGAGAGUGGCAUGUUCCCUAGAUGCAACUGUCCACAAGGGUACGUUUUUAUGGAUCCAACGGAUCAUAGCAGUGGCUGUGUGAGGAAUUUUGCUCCUCAAGAUUGUGUUGUGAAGGAUGGAAAUGAUGAUGAUGGUGACCAAUUCGAUUUCGUGGAGAUGGUCAAUACCGAUUUUCCGAAUGGGGACUACCAAUUUCUGAACUCGGUUUCGGAGGAUAUGUGCCGGGAGGCUUGUUUGAGUGAUUGUCUUUGUGACGCCGUGCUUUUCAGAGAUGGGCAGUGCUACAAGAAGAGGAUGCCGAUGUCUAAUGGGAAUGUGGAUCCAGCAAAUGGAGGGAAAACCCUAUUCAAAGUCAGGAGGCAGGAUUCCACUUCCAUUACAAACAAGAAGGAUCACUCACAUCUUAACACAAAUGUUGGAUGGUUUCUCUUGGGAGGUUCAAUUUUUGUUAAUCUCAUCUUUCUCUUGGCUAGUUGUCCAUGGAGGAAGAAUCCCCCAAACAGCAUAGAUGGUGAAACCCUAGAUCGAGGAGCUUUAUCUUCGAACCUUCGGAGAUUUACAUACAGAGAGAUGGAAACAACUACUGGAGGGUUCAAGCAAGUACUUGGUAGUGGCUCUUCUGGGGUAGUUUACAAAGGGGUUAUUGGUGAUCACAGCUCGAAAAAACUAGUUGCGGUCAAGGUUCUCGAGAAAAUGCACGAGAUGGAAGGCCACGAUGUACGAGAGUUCACCACAGAGGUCACCAUAAUCGGUGAAACUAACCACAAAAACUUGGCAAGACUUGUGGGGUUUUGCGAUGAAGGGCAACACCGUCUUCUGGUUUAUGAGUUCAUGAGCAAUGGGUCUCUAGCCGAUUUGUUGUUUAGAAGAGAGGUGAGGCCUAAUUGGUAUACGCGAACCCAAAUAGCUUAUUCGAUAGCUCGAGGACUCGCUUAUCUUCAUGAAGAAUGCAUCACACAGAUAAUCCAUUGCGACAUCAAGCCACAAAACAUCCUCCUGGAUGACUCAAUGACGGCCAAAAUCUCAGAUUUUGGCAUUUCGAAGCUCAUGAAGGCGAACCAGACACGAACUACAACCGCAAUUCGUGGGACUAAAGGAUACCUAGCACCAGAAUCCAAAUUCUACAACAACUACUACUACUCGUCGUUAUUACUCCUCUUUCUAUCCUACCUGCCGUCCACAAUCAACUCCCAAAACAUUUCAUUAGGCUCGUCGCUCACCGCCGGCGCCAAGGACUACUGGCUCUCCCCGUCGGGGGAAUUCGCGUUCGGGUUCCAACAAGUCGCCGGCCAAGGCGACGGCUUCCUCCUAGCCAUUUGGUACAACAAAAUCCCACAACGAACCAUCGUGUGGUCCGCCAACCGGAACGGGUUGGUGCAAACCGGGUCGACGGUCAAGCUGACCAAGGAUGGCAGCUUGAUGCUCGCCGACCCUUCUGGCCGGCAGGUUUGGGGCCCGAACGGAGUUGGGCCCGGAGUUUCCUACGGUGUUCUGUACGACACGGGAAACUUUGUACUGACCGAUCGAAAAGGUGUCGUUUUGUGGGGGAGUUUCGAUCAGCCGACGGAUACCAUAUUACCUACCCAGAUCAUGAAAAAAGGUACCGAAGUGAUAUCCAAAUACUCAUCAACGAACUACUCCACCGGAAGAUUCAAGUUCAUGUUCCAAACCGACGGCAACUUGGUGGCCUACACGACUUUCUACCCACAAACAGUCCGCAACUACGCGUAUUGGGCAAGCGCGACGAAAUCCACCGGAAACUCCGUCACCUUCAAUGAAUCCGGCAGCGUCUUCCUCUCCUCCGACAACGGAACGAUCCUCCUCUACGUCUUCACCAACCAAGAACCGACCCAAGAUCUGCACCAGAGACUGACAAUCGACCACGACGGCGUCAUUCGCCUCUACGCCUACCCAAAACAGAGCAGUACUUCCGCCGGCAGGAGAUGGCCGGCGGAAUGGACGGCGCUCAGUUUCACGCCGGCGGACAUCUGCGGCCUGAUGCGAGCAGAUACCGGCAGCGGGGCUUGCGGGUUCAACAGUUACUGCCAGAUCGAAGAUGCCCAGUUUCCCAAUUGCAAAUGCCCAAAUGGGUAUAAGUUCUUGGAUCCUUCCGAUGAGAGCAGGGGAUGCCUGAAGACUUUCCCCCCGCAGGAUUGUUCUUCUUCGGCGGGAGAGGAGGACGGGCAGUUCGAUUUGGUGGAGAUGGUGAAUACGAUCUUCCCCUCGGGUGAUUACGAGUACUACCAAUCGAUAUCGGAGGAUAUGUGUCGAGAUCUCUGUUUGAGCGAUUGCUUGUGCGAUGCGGUGACUUACGAGAGCGCGUCUUGCUGGAAGAAGAGGGCGCCAUUGACGAAUGGGUACAUGGAUCAGGAGAACACAGGGAAGACUCUGCUCAAAAUUCGGAGGCAGAAUUCGACUUAUUCGACGGCGGGGGAGAGGAAGAAGAAUGAUCAAUCGAGGAAGCUAAUGGCGACUGCGGGAUGGGUUCUUCUGGGUAGCUCUGUUUUCGUUAAUUUGAUGUUUAUUGUGGGUAGCUGUCCAUGGAGGAAGAAGAAUCGGAGGAUGAACCGAGUUGGGGAUGAGUCGGAUGAAGCGAUGGAAUCGGCGAAUCUCCAGAGGUUUACGUACAGAGAGAUGGAAUCGGCGACGGGAGGGUUCAAGCAAGUGCUCGGCAGUGGUGCCUCCGGCACGGUUUACAAAGGGGUUUUGGGUGAAAGAGCAGGGGAAUUGGUUGCAGUCAAGGUGCUCGACAAUAUGCCUGAGAGAGAUGGUCACGACGUGAGGGAGUUCGCCACUGAAGUGAAGAUAAUCGGCGGGACCAACCACAAGAACUUGGUGAAGCUAGUUGGAUACUGCAACGAAGGGCAGCAUCUGCUUCUGGUUUACGAGUUCAUGAGCAAUGGGUCGUUGGCCGAUUCGUUGUUUGGUGGUGGAGAAGGGACGUUUCCCAGGCCCAAUUGGUAUACGAGGACCCAGAUAGCUUACUCGGUUGCGAGAGGACUGGUUUACCUUCACGACGAAUGCAGCACUCAGAUUAUUCAUUGCGACAUCAAGCCACAGAAUAUACUGCUCGAUCAAGGAAUGACUGCCAGAAUUUCGGAUUUCGGAAUAUCCAAGCUUAUGAAGACGGAUCAGACCAGGACCACUACCGCGAUUCGCGGGACCAAAGGUUAUCUGGCGCCGGAGUGGUUCAGGAAUGUGCCUGUGACGGCUAAGGUCGACGUGCACAGCUUUGGCAUUGUGCUUCUGGAGCUGGUUUGUUGCAGGAAGAGCUUUUUGCUGGAUUUCGAGAAGGAAGAGGAGAUGGUACUGGUAGACUGGGCCUAUGAUUGCUACAGCAGAGGGAAGUUGUAUAAGCUGGUGGAGAAGGAUGAGGAUGCGAUGGAGGAUUUGAAGAAAGUGGAGCGAUUUGUGAAGGUUGCGCUUUGGUGCAUUCAGGAAGAUCCUUCGUUGCGACCUGGGAUGAAGAAAGUUGUUCAUAUGUUGGAAGGAGCGGUUCUUGUCUCUGAACCUCCCGAUCCCAGUUCCUUCAUGAGUGCCAUAUGA
Molecule: messenger RNA, 4494 nt
Organism: Linum tenue
Lineage: Eukaryota; Viridiplantae; Streptophyta; Magnoliopsida; Malpighiales; Linaceae
Source: the annotation of a GenBank genome assembly